Neohortaea acidophila is the source of this 5508-nucleotide messenger RNA. Its product is annotated as proteasome stabiliser-domain-containing protein. Gene Ontology annotation, biological process: proteasome assembly. The transcript is spliced from 5 exons. Gene Ontology annotation, molecular function: molecular adaptor activity. Gene Ontology annotation, cellular component: cytoplasm; nucleus. The coding region runs from base 1 to 5508 and encodes 1835 amino acids. The record is from RefSeq and is a predicted model, not a curated record. NCBI's taxonomy places the organism in Eukaryota, Fungi, Ascomycota, Dothideomycetes, Mycosphaerellales, Teratosphaeriaceae.
AUGGCAGCCGCUCAGUCCCUCGAGCAGCGAGAGCUGUCCCUCAUCGGCAAAGUCGAACUGCGCAUCGCUCUGGCCGACUCGGACGCCAAACUGACCACCAUUCUCAACACCUAUCUCGCUCCACUCCUGCUCAAACUCGCAUCCGAGCACCAAAGCGUCCGCAACAAAGUCAUCUCCAUCUGUCAACACAUCAACACGCGCGUGAAGCCACAGUCCGUCGUCCUCCCUGUGGCGGCGCUGGUCAAGCAGUUCAAAGAGCAAGACAGCUCUUUAAUUCGCCACUUUGAUCUGCUCUACAUCCAGCAAAGCGUCGGGCGACUCUCGAAUGCCGAGAAGUCUAAUCUCCUGCCUGUAGUCAUCAAAGGAAUCUCGAGCAGUGGCAGCUACGGGCCGCAAAUCUUCAAUUUGCUGCUGAGAUUGCUCGAGUUCUUCCCUCUGCCUUUGCGCGGAAGCAAAGAGGAUGUCGACUUUCGUGCUCGACUGGACCUGUCCGACCAAGAUGCAGCCUACCUUGCCAGCUGGAUAGGUAAAUUCAUCCUGUUUGCCCCGCAGAAGGGAACGGCGACAACGGGUCCUGGUCUCGCAACAAGCGACUACUCCUUCUUGACUUUGCAAGGCAAAGAUGAUGUCUGGAAUGCAGCUGCUGGCGGUCUCAACCUGCUCCGCACCAAGACUCUUGCCGCCAGACUUCUCGUAAGCGGCUUGUUCAAGGAUAGCGAGCGCUUCCUCCCGGCUCUGUUUGCUUCUGCAGACCCUGCGUCCACCGUGAGCGAUGUGGGAGAUGACAUGAUGAAGCGAGUCUUACCUGCUAUGGACCUGGAGGACUCAAGCUUAAUCAGGCAACUCUUCGAUCUCUACUUCGGCACGGAAGAAAGACCACGAGUAAGAGCGCCGCUGCGAAUGAAGAUCAUUGCUCUCCUCAACAAAUCUACCGUCAGCACCAGCUUCACGGAGGAAAUCAGGAAAAUCGUCGACGAUGGAAUCGCGUCGCCGGCGCAGGACGGCGAGGAUGUCGUGAUGUCUAAUGGCUUUGGCGGCAAUCACGGCGUUGGCCGUGAAGUGAGCAAACUUCGCUCAGCGACCUUCACAUACAUCAACUUUGUAGCCAAGUAUGGCGCCAAAGACACUCUGCAUACCGUUGCGCCGCAUGCGAUCAACCGGCUUCGGGACUUCAUUGAGAACCAAGGAUGGCCGAAGCCGGGUCCCAAUGAGGAUUUGGUAUCUCGUGGGUACGCAUAUGAGGUGAUUGGCGUACUUGCCAAAGCUGGGCCGAAGAGCGUUCUCGUGGAAGAAGAUCGGCCGACGCUGGACUUAUUGAGAUGGCUUUUCACCUCGCUCGCCAAGGACUCUUCCGGCAACUCCAUCAUAGUCAGUGUGGAAGAAUGCCUAUCCGUCGUCAUUAGCGCAAUCUCCGGGCUCGAAUUGACAACUGCGGAACAAAGUGUGCUCGAAGAUCUGCUGAUCGACCAAAUGGAGCAAUCCGUCGACCUACAAGCCAACAAACGCUUACGCAGCACUCGAUUCGUUGCGAUCCGAUUCGCCAACCGUUGCCUGCCUUUUCACUCCGUUAAGGCCCGCUGGGUUGAUAUCCUCGGUCUGGGAACUGCCAAUGAUCGAGCAGAAGUGCAAGAGGAGGCUCGCAGGGGACUCAGUCCUUACUGGUAUCGCAUGAUCAACGGCGCGACUACCAGCACCGCCUCUGCUCAUAUCACGUUUCCCGACUUUCAAAGCGUGAUGGAGCUGUUCUUCCACAACGACAAUCCAAGCGCAGCAAAUGAUCUUUUCAAAUUGGUUCAAGAAAUGCAGCAAAAGUCGCACGAACGUCUCUCGGAGAUGACAACCUUUGCACGCCGGGUUUUGUUCCAGGAAGCUAUGCAGAAGAUCGAUGCUGCGGUGGAAAUUGACAGCGAGUGGGAGAGGAGGCUGGAUGUUGCGGUUGAAAAGGAUCCUAACGCCAGAGGGGCAAUCGCCACGUACCUGCGAGAGUCUAUGCAGAAGCAAGGCCAAUCUCUCCGCAUCCUACAGAGCGCUCUUUACGUCAGUAUCCUCGGGGAAACGAAACACACCGAGAGCCAUUUGGUCGAAUACCUGGCUCUUGCGCCAGAUGCUCUAGUACAAGACCUAGUCCCUCACACCGAUGCCCUCCUACCAGUAUUGCGAGUCAGCAGACAAGACAGGCGUAUGGUCGCCGCACAGGCAUUCGGGAUUCUUGCGUCGGACACAGCCGCGUCAAAGAGUACGACCAGCGCACAAGUCCAGCAACUCGUUGGUGUCUCUCAAGCGUGGCAGACGGCCACCGGCUCCAUGACUUUCGCCGUCCAUGGGGCUCUUGCUGCUCUCGGAUUCUACUUCAGCAGAGCGAUAUGCAGGAGUGCUGAUGCAUCAAAGUCCGACGCUUUCGAGACAAGUCUCCGAACGGCGAUUGAGGUCCUCCAAAGGUCAAACGACGACUUGCUCAAGAAUGCCAGCUUCGUCUUUCUUGGACAGGUCUGCAUGUUUGGGGCGGUCUCACUGCCUACAAUCGAGAAGUUUGGCGAGUUCAACAAGAUCGUCGAUAAGAUCUACGAGAGCGCGAAAGCUGGGAAAGAAACUGCGAUUCUGUGCUUGGGCCUGGUUUCAAUGAUUCUUCCCGAGCAAGCCGAUGAUGCGAAUGAUCGCUUGCGCUACAUCGAAGAGCAGCUGCAUAAGCUUCACGAAAUCAGACAGGCGGAAAUUCACUUCAGCGUGGGCGAGGCGUUCAGCUACCUUGCUUCCGGAUGGGCAUCUCAGGCGCUCGAAACCUCAUUCGACAUCGAUGGGCCCAAGCCGACCUGCGCGACUCGAAACUCGACUCUCGGAAGACUGACUGAUCGGAUUCUGAAAGACUGCGAGACGACAAAACCGGCUCUCAAGAAAGCGGCAGUCAUGUGGCUUCUUUGCCUUGUGCAGUUCUGCGGAGGGCAGUCGGAGAUACAAGAGCGACUGUCAAAAUGCCAGAUGGCGUUCAAGCGUUGUCUGUCGGAUCGUGACGAGCUGGUGCAAGAGACAGCGUCGCGAGGGCUCGGAAUGGUCUACGAAAAGGGCGACCGACGCCUCAAAGAUGAGCUUGUGCGUGAUCUGGUUGGCUCCUUUUCUUCGGAUAGACCAACGCAGCUGGCCGGCAGCGUUUCAGCUGACACCCAGCUCUUCGAACCUGGAGCCUUGCCAACCGGCGAUGGAUCCGUAUCGACUUACAAAGACAUCAUGAGCCUGGCGGCCGAAGUGGGAGAUUCAAGUCUGGUCUACCGAUUCAUGUCCAUGGCGUCUUCGAACGCGAUUUGGUCCAGCCGCGCGGCGUUUGGCAGAUUCGGACUGAGUAGUGUUCUUUCCGACUCGAGUGUGGAUGGCUACCUUGCCAGCAACCCCAAACUCUACCCCAAACUCUUCCGCUACCGCUUCGAUCCUAACAGCGGCGUGCAGCGCUCCAUGAACGACAUCUGGAACGCGCUGGUCAAAGACUCUGCCGGUACGAUUGACAAGCAUUUCGAUGCUAUCAUGGAAGACUUACUCUCCAGCAUCCUUGGGAAGGAAUGGCGAGUGCGGCAGGCUUGCUGUGCUGCUAUUGCGGAUCUUGUGUCCAGUAGCAAGAUUGAGAAGUACGAGCCGUAUUUGGAGCGAAUCUGGACGCAGUGCUUCAAAGUACUGGACGAUAUCAAGGAGUCUGUCCGUGCUGCGGCAACGUCCCUGGCCAGGACUCUUACUGGGGUGUUGACCAGGAUACUAGAGACUGACCAUUCUUCGACCAAGAACGCCUCUGCCAUGCUGCGGCAUGUCCUACCAUUCCUGCUAUCCCCUUCGGGCAUGGAGUCGAGUGCAAAGGAGGUGCAGGCCUUCUCGGUCCACACUCUGCUUGAGAUCAUCAAAAAGAGCAACGGCGCGACGCUGCGUCCAUUCAUCCCGGAACUUGUGGAGCGCCUCAUUGGUCUCCUCAGCUCUUUGGAGCCCGAAGCCGUGAACUACAUCCACUUGAACGCAUCGAAAUACAACCUCACGGAGCAGAAGAUCGACGACAUGCGGCUGACGAGCGUCCGCAACAGUCCCAUCAUGGAAGCGAUCGAGCGCUGUCUAGAUCUGCUGGAUGACAGCACCAUGCGCGCACUACAGCCCCGACUGGAGAACGCGAUGAAAAGCGCAGUAGGCCUGCCGUCCAAAGUCGGCUCGAGCCGGAUCCUGGUAUCACUAGCCACGCGCCGAACAGCGUUAUUCCGAGACUUCAGCGACGACUUUCUCAAACUCAUUGAGAAGCUGGUGCUCGAUCGCAACGAAACCAUCUCCAGCUCCUACGCCGUCGCGGCCGGGUACGUCGCGCGCGGCGCAUCGGAAAAGCAGGUUUUGCAGCUCUUGUCAUUCACGAAGCGCCUCUACUUCGACUCGGAGGGCGAUCGCGCGGCGAGCGUGCCACGGCGUAGCAUCUCAGCCGGAGAGAUUGUGCACGCGGUCGCGAAGCACGCAAGCGACAAAUUCAACUCCAUUGCCGCUUCCGCGCUUCCCUUCGUCUUCAUUGCGAAGCACGACACGAACGAGCAGGUGCGCGAACCGUUUGAGAACGCGUGGAGCGAAUCCGUCGGCGGGUCGCGCGCGGUCCUGCUCUACCUGCGCGAGAUUGUCGCUUUGUGCUCCACCUACCUUGACUCUCCGCAAUGGACAUUGAAGCACACUUCUGCGCGGGCGAUUGCGGACGCGACGACGCUGGUGGCGUCGAUGGAGAUGUCGGAGGCGUCGGCGGAGGGCUUGUGGCCGGCGGUGGAGAAGGCGCUGGGAGGGAAGACGUGGGAGGGGAAGGAGGUUGUGCUGCCGGCUUUUGCUAGGUUCGUGGAGACCGGACGGGCGUUUUAUGGGAAGCGGCCGGAUGUUCAGACGGCUAUCAGGAAGAUUGCCAUUCGCGAGGCCAAGCGACAAAAUCCUGCAUAUCGGCCGCAUGCCCUGCAGGCGUUAGGUCGCAUAUGCCUGGCGCUGUUGGACACCGACAUGAGCGCGGAAGUUUUUGAGCUUGUGGAAUCAUUGCUCGCUCCUCCAACGAGCGAUGACGAUGAGAUGCAGCUCGAUGGCGAUGCCGCAAGGAAGGCAGAUGAGGUCAAAGAAAGCACCCAAGCAUCGGCGAUCGACGCGCUCUUUGCGUCGAUCAAUCCAACCAUGCAUCGCGGAGCCGAGUUGAACGUGGCGCUACUUCGGGCCUUCAAUGCGACUAACGAGGUCAAGUCGCCUUCAUCCCGACUCCGCCGCGCCUUUUACGAGAGCACUACGAAAGUGUUUGACCGAAUUGGUCAGCAGAAGGCGGGCUCGUCUGUCGAAUUUGACAUCACUUCGUUGCAGCGCCUGCUUUUCGGCGCCGAAGAGGUGGAAGCGGUGAGGCUGGUGCGGGCAGACGCCAUUUCUGCGAUUUCAAAUACCUCGCCUGGGCUCGCGGCGCAAAUGAGCGUGGAGAUGAAGAGGUUGCUGACGGAGGAAAGUUCGAGCGUAGUGCGUGCUCGGCUGCUCGGGGAGAAGUAG